AUGGCGGAGAGCUCACAUGGAUCUGGCGGUCCCGGAGGAGGCCAGGAAAGGAGCAGGCGAGACAUCCUGAAGUCCACCAAGAAGGCAUGGGUUCGUCUGGAUGACCAGCUGCCCGGCUCCCAGGAGGCAAGCCGGCACCUCACCACCCCCACGCUGGAAGGUUCCAAAAAAGAAAGUAUUCAGCAGUGGCUGGACUCUGGAUUCUUUGUCUCUGCAGAUGAACACUUGCAGCAAGUCCUCGACCACACUGAUUUUUCGCCUGAAGGAGGAACAGGUCACGUGAUGGUGAAAGACUACAGGAGAUCUCUGCACCAGUUUUCAGAAACUCCCACCCUGUCCAGAGGGACCAGUUUCAACUCGUGCUAUUCUGCUACAAGUCUCCCACAAAGCAUCCCUGAGUGGCUGGAAUUUUGGGAAGAAGAUGCAGCGGAGAUUCUCUUGGAUCUGGGGUUUGGUGCUGACGAGCCAGACAUCUGCAUAAAAAUUCCAGACAGAUUCCUGGGUUGUGACUCAGCAGCCAGGGGAAUCAAUAUCCAUGUUUUUCUUGAAGCUCAAAAGCAGCGAAUGGACAUUGAGAACCCUAACUUGUAUGGCCGUUUCCGGCAGCUGGAGAUCCUGGGUCACGUGGCCAGCGCCUUCUCGUCUUUGCUGAGUGAUGUUAACACCUGGCAGAGCAAAGCUGGAGAGAAAGACGGGGAAGAAAGUGUGGAAAGAACCUCAGUGGACGGAACCAAAGAACAUCAAAGAAGAGUGGAUGAACUUUGCAGAACCUCAAAGCAGAACCUUAGGAGAGAUGGUAGUUCAGAGGUGUCUGAGUCCUUGAAGCAGAGGGAAGACUUUCUCGUCGCCUCUGCGAAGCCAGGAGGAUAUUCAGCACAGUUACCAGCGAUGGCAAAUGACCUUGAACAAAGUCAUCUGUCUUCUUCAGCAGAGCAUCAGUCUCGCCAAGCCUCUGAUGACCUGAUACCUUGUCAUCCUCCCCGACCUCUUCUGAGAAAGUGGUGGCCUUACCCACCCAUGCUAGCCAAGCAGGCUCCUCCUUCCUGUGCGUCUAAGGGGUCAGUCAAGGACAGAACUGGAAAAGAAAUCUCCAUUCAGACUAACAAGUUCAAGAGCUUAUCGAGUGCGAACAAAGCACCAGACUCCUUUGAAAUGGAAGAGGUCCAGAGCUUUGAAGAGGAGAUUGGUAAUCCUCCUGACCGGACUUCAGGAACUGUAGGUGCCACGGUGAACAGAGCUGCCAGCUGCCAGUCGGACAGCAGCGGGUUCCUGGAGGAGCCAGCAGAGCCCCCGGCCCUGCAGAUGCCCUCCUCGCCUGGAAGCUGGAGUCCUGCUGAGGACGGAGGUAGAAAACCCGCGGAUCGGAACCAGCACCCAGGGUCACCCCAGGACUGCCAGCAAGAGCCAGACGAGGCCGAUUCCGAGAGGAUGGCGAGCACAUCUUUUUCAAGUCAAGACUGGAAUGUCUUGGAAGAAAAGUCCUCAACAUCUGUGGUGGAGAAAGAGUAUCAGCUGGAGGCCAUGGAGGGACAUCCAGAGCUGUUAACCUCAGACACGGCCCCGGACAUGACCACCACCGGGGGAGAACACCCCAGGAAAGACAGCCAUGGGAGGCAACCCCCGCCCAUGCCCCAGCCUCAACACGAGGUCAGUGUCGAUAUGACCACCUCCAAAUGUGACCAUCCUCUGGAGUUUCUGGUGACCCACGUCACAGAAGGGAAGGAUGGGUUCCUGAGGCCUGAGCGAGCUGGGGAUGUGCAAAGCCACCACUGUGAGUCUCAGUGGUCACCUGGAGUGGGUCAUACUCAAUGCAGGUUCCUUCAUGUUGACUCUGAGGUCCCAAGAGGAGCAGAGGGCAGUCAACUCUGUCCUGACAUCAACAACACCUUACGAACGCGAGAAAAUCCACCACAGCGUGUCCCCAAGCCCAGUGAAGGCAUGUCCUUCACAGUUGACCUUAUUCAGACAUCUGAGAAGUCCAUUCCCCACCUAGACAAGCUCUCUGGAGGUACUACAUCCGAAGCGAAGCCAAGGUGUAGUGCUUUGGGUCAAAUACCACCCAGGGCAGGAUCGGAGAUGGGAACCUUCCCUUCAAAUGCUGACUCAGACACCAUCAGCCCCGAGUCUGUGACAACCCAGAUGUCCUCCAAUCUGCUGUUAGCUGCUCAGAAGGCUGUGGCCUCGGGGACUUAUUUUAGAAGAACAACUUUGGAAUGCACUUUGUAUGACCCUGUUAGCACAACAGACCCAGACCUGGGGACGGAAGCCAAACAGUUCAGCGAUGUUUCUGUUCAGACUUAUUCGUGUGAGCCCGGGUCCUGGCAUCGCUGUUCGGCUCCCAGUAGCAAGGCCCCGCCCCUCACCAAAUCUGCCUCUCUAGACACAGGCCUCCCUGGUAUCUGCCCAGUGGACAGCAGCCAUGCUGCACCUGCCCACCGCUGUGACUGCUGCCAUCACCAUCCCCACUGCCACCCAGGGAGACAAAGCCCCCGCUCUGCGGCUGCAGGCUGCAGGCACGGCGCAUGCUCACGUAGCCACCUGGAAGCCCAGUUCAUGAAGACUUUGACUGUCCUUCAGGACACGGCAGUGCGGGAGCUGUGCUCUUGCACCGUCCGGGAGAUGGAAGCAAUGAAGAUGCUAUGCCAGGGCUUCCGGGAGCAUCUGGAGGAAACUGAGAAGCACCUCGUAGGACAGCAGGCUCUCUUUUCCAGGGACAUGUCAGAAGAGGAAAGGAAGGAGGCCGAGCAGCUGCAAACUCUGCGCAGGGCCCUGCGGCAGCAGGUGGAGGAGCUGGAGUUUCAGUUGGGAGACCGGGCUCAGCAAAUCAGAGAAGGGAUCCUGUUGCAGCUUGAGCUUGUCACGGGAGAACCGCCUGAAUACUAUGCAAACUUGCACCAAUGUGACUGGACAGAAGAAAAGAGUGGCCAGAUUCCAUGUGCCCAGACCCACCCAGCCAUGGACCCUGGGGUUGCCCAGCAGGAUGGUCAGCGGGCUCCCUGCUCAGGUAGAACUCACUGGGCUGCCUGUUCUCCCCCCACCUCGGAGAGUCACACCAGGAUGCCUCCCCCAGCCGGAGAGUUAGGUCCAGCCCCUUUGUCAAAUUGUCCUGUCGGAGGAGGACAAAUGUCUUCCUGUAGAUCAGAGCACAUUGGAUGGCCUUCCUGCAAAACAUAA
This is a messenger RNA of Molossus molossus (Pallas's mastiff bat), 3174 nucleotides long. RefSeq names its product ITPR interacting domain containing 1 (gene ITPRID1). Gene Ontology annotation, molecular function: signaling receptor binding. NCBI's taxonomy places the organism in Eukaryota, Metazoa, Chordata, Mammalia, Chiroptera, Molossidae. The record is from RefSeq and is a predicted model, not a curated record.